Messenger RNA from Microthlaspi erraticum, 651 nucleotides. The record is from the annotation of a GenBank genome assembly. Lineage: Eukaryota; Viridiplantae; Streptophyta; Magnoliopsida; Brassicales; Brassicaceae.
AUGCCAGGGAUCACACUAGGAGACACGGUGCCAAACCUAGCGGUGAAGACGACACAUGACAAUUUCAAGCUCCAUGACUACUUCGCUGAUUCAUGGACCGUCCUCUUCUCUCAUCCCGGGGACUUCACACCAGUAUGCACAACGGAGCUUGGUGCGAUGGGAAAAUACGCUCAUGAGUUCCAGAAGAGAGGUGUGAAGCUCCUUGGUUUGUCUUGUGACGACAUACAGUCACACAAAGAGUGGAUCAAAGAUAUUGAAGCCUUUACGCCUGGAAGCAAGGUGACGUACCCUAUAAUCGCUGAUCCGAACAAAGAGAUCAUUCCUCAGCUUAACAUGAUUGAUCCCAUCGAGAAUGGUCCGUCUCGUGCCCUUCAUAUUGUCGGUCCCGAUAGUAAGAUAAAGUUGAGUUUCUUGUACCCGUCUACCACGGGACGUAACAUGGACGAAGUCUUGAGGGCAUUAGACUCGUUGUUGCUUGCGUCCAAGCACCAAAACAAGAUUGCAACUCCGGUUAACUGGAAACCGGAUGAACCGGUGGUGAUUUCGCCUUCUGUGCCGGACGAAGAGGCUAAGAAGCUGUUUCCCGAAGGUUUCAAGACGGCGGAUCUUCCGUCAAAGAAAGGCUAUAUGCGCCUCGCCGAUGUCUUUUAA